Strigops habroptila (Kakapo) is the source of this 4366-nucleotide messenger RNA. RefSeq names its product ELOVL fatty acid elongase 7 (gene ELOVL7). Gene Ontology annotation, molecular function: fatty acid elongase activity. Gene Ontology annotation, biological process: fatty acid elongation, saturated fatty acid; sphingolipid biosynthetic process; fatty acid elongation, polyunsaturated fatty acid. Bases 1877 to 2716 code for a protein of 279 amino acids. Lineage: Eukaryota; Metazoa; Chordata; Aves; Psittaciformes; Psittacidae. The transcript is spliced from 11 exons. Gene Ontology annotation, cellular component: endoplasmic reticulum; endoplasmic reticulum membrane. The record is from RefSeq and is a predicted model, not a curated record.
UCCUAUGAAGACAGGCUGAGAGAGUUGGGCUUAUUCAGCCUGGAGAAGAGAAGGCUCUGGGGAGACCUUACAGCAGCUUCGAGUGCCUAAAGGGGCCUACGAGAAAGCUGGAGAAGGACUUUUUGUAAAAGCAAAAAGUGACAGAACAAGGUGCAAUGGCUCUAAACUGAAAGAGGGUAGAUUUAAAUUAGAUAUUAGGAGGUAAUUCUUUACUGUGAGGGUGGUGCAGUGCUGUCACAGGUUGCCCAGAGAAGUUGUUCCUGCCCCAUUCCUGGAAGUGCUUAAGGCCAGGUUGGACGGGGCUUGGAGCAACCUGGUCUAGUGGAAAGUGUCCUUGCCUAUGGCAAGGGAGGUUGGAACAAGGUGAUCUUUCAGGUCCCUUCCAACCCAAACCAUACUAUUAUUCCAUGAUUCUAUGACCCUGGCUUGCUUUCAGUCCCCAGAAACCUCUCCUGUGUACUGUGACUUUUCCAAGGUGACUGAGAACGGUCUUGCAAUAACAUCAUGCAGCUGUGGGUUCAUCCAGUCAAGCAGCAUGUGUGUGUCCAGUUCCUAUUCAUCAAGGGUGCGCUUUCCUUGCUCCAGACUCAAUAGUGGUCUGGGGACCUGUGGUUGCUGAAGUCCGGUCUUACCACUAAAGACUGUUGUGAAGAAGCAUUGAGUACCUCAGCCUUUUCUGUGCCCUUUAUGUCUAAUUCCCCUGCCCCCUUUAGCAGUGGGAUCACAUUUUCCCUUGUCUUUCUUUUGCUGCUUAUAUACCUAUAGGUAUACUGCAGGUUUUAAUUUUGCUUUUCAUAUUUCUCACCAGAUUUAACCCCAGAUGAGUUUUGGCUUUCCUAGCCCUAUCUGUGUGUGCUAAAAUAGUUUCUCUAGGUUCUUCCAUGCUUCCACCUCUGGUAUGCUUCCUUUUUGCGUUUGACUUUUCUCAGGAGCUGCUUUUUCACGUAUGCGUACAUCCUUCCAUCUUUGCUUUAUUUCCUUUAUGUGGGGAUGGACCAUCCUUGAAAAUCUACCAGCUCUCUUGGACUCUCCUUCUCAUCAGGGCCGUAUCCCAUGGAAUUCUUCCAAACAAAACCUUGAAUUUAUCUGGAAAUGUGGAAACUUUGUUUUAUGCUUUUGUGGGGCUCAUUUUCAUACUGUUGCUGAAUAAAUUUUUGCAUAUCAGUUUUGUGUAAGUUGCACCAUGAAUGUGAAAUGGGAGAGGUGGGCUGGGGAUUAUUUUCCCUAGCAUCUAUUCAUCCAGACAUCUUUUGGCUUAGUGUCUGAAGCUGUCCCAAACAAUUCAAAAUAGAAAUUAGUUGCCUUGGGGGCUUAUUACUCCUACUAACAGAUAGUAUUUUCUACACAGGAAUCUUUCCAAAUUCUCUUCUGGUAUAAUGAUGUCAUUACUCUCCCUCUUCACUGUUGUCUUUUGGGGGAAAUGAAGAACAUCUGUCUCAUCCAGGCAAGAAUCCAGGCACAUUCUACAAUCCAGCACCUGCAAAUCCUCCAUGUAAUGGCAGUAGCCGAUAGUGGAGCUGGACAUAAUACGAGGUGUUCUGUGACUUUUCUGUGGAAGAACAUACACGUACAAGAUACAAAUGUAUUUAAGAUACCACUGUUUUGGCACCAUUGGAGGAUAGUUCUCUGUUCUCUUCCUAACUGAUUUUUAAUGCAGGUAAACAGGGCACACUGAAUGCAGCAGUCUGGGGAGCCCAUGUUUGCUGUGAUAAAAGAUGCACCAAAGAGUAGGUGUAUGAAUCUUAGACCAGAAGAAUUAGGUGGCAUGUCCUGACAAAGAGCACUAAUUCCUGUAUGGCUUUGUAUGUGAAAACACUGCCACCAGAAGAAACAAAGACACUUGAGGGCAGCAUCAUAAAAUCUUAAUCAAGUGAAAAUGGCCUUUAGCAAUCUGACAUCAAAGGCUGUGCUACUGUAUGAUGAAUGGAUUAAAGAUGCCGAUCCAAGGCUGGAAGGCUGGCCACUCAUGUCUUCACCUUUUCCAACAACCUUUAUCGUUGGAACCUACAUUUAUUUUGUCACUUCUUUGGGACCCAGAAUCAUGGAAAAUAAAAAACCUUUUGAACUGAGGCAGAUAAUGGUGUUUUAUAAUUUUAGUGUGGUAGCCCUCUCUCUGUAUAUGACUUACGAAUUUCUUAUGUCAGGCUGGGCCACAGGGUACUCGUUCCGGUGCGAUAUCGUUGACUACUCGAGGUCACCUACAGCUCUGAGAAUGGUACGAACUUGCUGGCUUUACUACUUUUCCAAGUUCAUUGAAUUAUUGGACACUAUUUUUUUUGUGCUGCGUAAGAAAAGCAACCAAGUUACAUUCCUGCAUGUCUUUCAUCAUUCCAUCAUGCCAUGGACCUGGUGGUUUGGAGUCAAAUUUGCUGCAGGUGGUUUGGGAACAUUUCAUGCACUGCUGAACUGUAUUGUCCAUGUUGUCAUGUACACUUACUAUGGAAUCUGUUCUUUGGGACCAGCGUAUUAUAAAUAUUUGUGGUGGAAAAAAUACAUGACCACUAUGCAACUUGUCCAGUUUAUUUUGAUUACGGGCCACAUUGGACAAAUCUACUUAAUGGAUGAUUGUCCAUACCAGUAUCCAAUUUUCAUGUUUAUUAUCUGGCUGUAUGGCUCUAUGUUUUUGGUCUUGUUUCUCCACUUCUGGUACCACGCUUACACAAAGGGAAAACGACUACCAAAGACAGCAAAAAAUGGGAUCGGCAAAGAUCAGUGAAACAAACUCUUGUCUGUAAAACCAAAAAAGUGUAUAUGUCAAAGUGGAAACUGCUUGACAAUCGAGAUGUUUAGGUGCACACACUACAUGGUGUAUAUUUUGUAUGUUUUCGUCCAAAACAGAAUUUGUAUUUUUACCAUAAGUUAUUUGGGAUUCAGAAUUUGAGGGAUGAGGAAAGCAGUGGGGAUCUCUGAUUAAAAGAAAAAAAAAAAAAAGGCAAUUUUGCAACAGCUUGUUCGUGUCUAUUCUGUAAGAAAUCAGUGGAUAGAUGAUCUCUAGAAGAUGCUUGAAAAUAGCAAUGUUCACUGGGAAAACUAAAAUGUGUUUGACGAGUACUGAGUACUUUGAACACUGAGAGAAAAAAAUUACUUCACCUUAAGUGUUGUGAGUUGCUGAGACUGUCAGCUGCAUUUUAUUAAAAGAGUGAAUCUUCACUAAGUAUCGUUUAUAGAAUCUCAAGCUUAUUAUUAAUAUAGUUAAUACAUAAACAUUGCUAUGUCUGUUUACAAAGUAUGUAACUUUAAAGAAAGGAUUGUAUGUUAAUCUGUCAAGGUAUGGCGUUUCAUUUGAAGAUCAUAGAUUUUUGGAUAUACUGUCUAAGGUAACUUAAUUCAUUUCAUGAUGUACUCUUGAAUAUAUUAUUCUAAAUGUUGGAAACCUAAUGAUUUGAAGAUUAUCUGAACUGUCUUAUAGUGUAAUGAUCAAAAAAAUCUUACUGACUUGUUUACCAAAGUAGCCUAAUGUACUUACUAAUCAAUGUAUCUAUGGAUAUAUUUUGAUAUUGGUAACUUAGGCUGUUUAGGCAGGAAAAUAAUCUUGUCAUUCAGUGGCCAAAAUCCUAGUUGUCAAGUAAGUUUAAAAAAAAAUUACUUUUGAUUGAAGCCUAAGUAUCACCUAGCACGAUUGUACUGUGUCUCCUUUCUUUCAUUUCCAUUAUCUAUUGAAAUACAUGCCUAGAAAGAUUUUCUGUUGGUGUUUUUUUUUUUUUGGUGGGGUUUUUUUUUUUUUUGUUAUUGUUUGAUUUUAACCACUCAAGGUUAAAGUUUCUCUAUUAAUAGCACCAGUUACGUUGCCCGGAACUAAGAAAAAAGAUACGUGCCAUUCUUUGAGCUGCUGAGAGUGGGGCAGGCAGUGAUGGCUGGGCACGACUCCAGUCUGUGUAGAAUUAACCAGUAUGUUGUUUUCCAUGCUUAAGCAGCUUGUUAGGGUCACACAUGUAUAGAAAUCAAAGGACCUAGCUAUUUGUAUGCAAGUUGCAUUUGUACUGUAUAAAUUUAUUAAGGAAUUGGUGCAUGCAACAGACCUGCAAAUGUGGAGUUAAGGAUGUUCAAUGUUAUCUUUAAAAGUACUGUUUUCUAUUAUGUUCACUAACAACAGAAAAGAAGCUUGCGAUAUUUGUUCUGUGCUUGUUCUAUCUGUGGGAUAUUCAAACACCCAAAAUUUUGGGUCAGGUUUUUAUUGCCUCUGUGUUGCACAAUUCCAAGAAGUAGGUUUUGUUACCUGGAUACUUUUUUGGGGAUACUGCCAUUUAUGGUGCACUGUUAAUGCUAAAAGGAUUUAAACUUUAUCUUGGACGUGAGUUGCAAAUGAUUUAUUGUGAGAUUAUAUACAAGUUGUCUGUAUAAAACAAAUAAAAAAAUAAUUUAUAUU